AUGUCUUCCACGCAGACGCGAGUUCUCCCUGUUCAACGGCUGAGCCAAGGGCCCGGCGAUUUGUCCCUUGCUGAAUGGUGGGAAAAGGAGCGCAGCCAACAGACACCAGAGUCCAAGGCUAUUGAAGAAGCCGCUGAACUCCUCCGGUCGAGUGACCUCCCCGUUGCCUUCCCUACUGAGACAGUGUAUGGCCUGGGAGCCGAUGCUACACGCAGCGUAUCCGUCCAGGGCAUCUACCGUGCGAAGCAGCGGCCAUCUGACAACCCACUGAUCAUUCAUGUUGACUCAUUGGAGAUGCUCGAUCGUCUCCUCAACCCCACCGUCAAACACAACCCGGGAUCACCUCAGACGCCGCGCAUCGCCAUCCCGCCGAUCUACAAGCCUCUGCUCGACCGGUUCUGGCCAGGCGCCCUGACUAUCAUUCUACACAACCCAUCUGGCUCUGAGUUGGCGCCCGAGGUCACCUCCAAAUUGACCACAUUCGGCGUUCGCAUGCCCUCUUCGCCCCUGGCGCGUCUCCUCAUCCAUGCCACAGACCGCCCCCUCGCUGCGCCCUCCGCCAACGCCUCUACCAAGCCCUCCCCAACCACCGCACAGCAUGUUUACCACGAUCUGCAAGGCCGCAUCGACCUCAUUUUAGACGGUGGAGCCUCCGGCGUGGGUGUCGAGAGCACCGUGGUCGACGGGCUAACCAGUCCACCAGCGAUCCUGCGCCCAGGCGGCAUUGGCAUCGACGAGAUCCGACAAUGUGAAGGAUGGGAAAAUGUAGAGGUCGCAUACAGCGACGGAACACUAGAAAUGAAGGAUAUCCCACGUGCCCCGGGUAUGAAGUACCGACACUAUUCGCCAAAGGCACGAGUCGUCCUGUUCGAGCCUACAUCCACCAUGAAAGGAGUAGUGAAGCACGUUCAAAAGGACUUGCAAGAUACUGCCAUUGGCGCACACAACAUCGGUAUCAUUCGUACCCGAAACUGGAAGCUCGGUCUGGAUCUUACUUCCGAGGAUGACGCGAAGGUCGUUGACGCUCCCAUUGAUAACCUCGUCAGCUUCCCGGUGCCAGUGCAGGAGACUGGUAAUCCUAGCACCUGUACGAAGAUGGCAUACGACUACCACCUCGGCUCGGACGCAACUGCCAUCGCGCAUGGUCUGUUCUCGGCCCUACGUGCACUCGACGAUCUUGAUGUGGAUGUGAUCUACGUGGAGGGGGUAUCAGAUGACGAGGGCCACUUGUCUGCGGCUGUCAUGAACCGACUCCGCAAGGCUGCUGGUGCCGAAUUGCGGGUUUAA
Messenger RNA from Penicillium antarcticum, 1287 nucleotides. Its product is annotated as L-threonylcarbamoyladenylate synthase. Bases 1 to 1287 code for a protein of 428 amino acids. Gene Ontology annotation, biological process: regulation of translational fidelity. The transcript has a single exon. Gene Ontology annotation, molecular function: nucleotidyltransferase activity; double-stranded RNA binding; tRNA binding. Gene Ontology annotation, cellular component: cytoplasm. NCBI's taxonomy places the organism in Eukaryota, Fungi, Ascomycota, Eurotiomycetes, Eurotiales, Aspergillaceae. The record is from RefSeq and is a predicted model, not a curated record.